Molecule: messenger RNA, 8520 nt
Organism: Drosophila novamexicana
Lineage: Eukaryota; Metazoa; Arthropoda; Insecta; Diptera; Drosophilidae
Exons: 16
Source: RefSeq, a predicted model, not a curated record
UGCAAUUUGUUAAUUUGAAAUUUGAUUUUGAUUUCUUUGAUUGUACUUUGUAUUACAGCAAUUUAAUUAGCAGCAGUGGCAACAUUGAGAGAACAAAAACAGCUUCCACAUGAAGACCAUGUCGCGCUUUGGCCUGCGCCGUGGCUUCAAAUUUUCCGAGGAACAGCAGCAGGUCAAUGGCAACAGCAGUCCAAUUGGACCAACCGCACAAAAGCUGGCAACGCCGCCGCAACGCAAAAAGCGCAAUUGCAGCCUGCCCAGAGAGCAGCCAGAUCAGCAAUUGGAACCAAUUGAUGUCGAACUCGAGUUGGACAGGCAGCAGCAGCCCCCGCUGCCUCCCUCGCUGGUGUGCAGUGUGCCGCUGGAGCGUUUGCCGCGUCUCGUCGAGAAACUGCAACAGCUGCAACAACAGCAACAACAACAGCAACAACAACAGCGCGAACUUGAGGAAUAUUCGGCAACGGCUUUUAUCAAAGUUUUAUGCUUGUACUGUGAUAAGAAGUUCGCGUCGAGCAAGCUGCAGUCCAAGCAUGUGGACAAGUUUCAUACGGAACGCAAGGAGCGACGCUGCAGCAAUCGUUCGACCAACAACAACAACAACAACAACAACAUUAACAGCAGCAGCGGCAGCAGCAAUAACAGCCACGCCCACUUUCCAGGCUGUCAACACUGCAACAAGUCAAAGUCGCCAGCGUUGAGCUCGCCAAUCUGUCUGCCCGCCAAGCAACUGGAGCAGCUGUUCAAUCAUCUAAUCGUUAGCCAUGCGGACAAGUAUUUUGGCUGCCAGCAAUGCCAGCUGCGCUUUAACGAUGCACCGCAGCUGCACAGUCACAUGCGGCAUUUGCAUCAGCAACAGUUACCCCCGCAACAGCAGCAGCAGCAACAACAGCAGCAGCAACAGGAGACAUGCUCCAUGAUGGGCGCCGAGGAGCCGGUGCUGUUUCGCCUAGGUCUCACACAGAAUCGUUUGCCUGGACAGCGGCAGCGCAAUCGCAGCGCACGUCAGCAACGCGAACAGCAGCAGCAGCAACAGCAGCAGCACAGCAGCAGCAAUACCUCCGCCUCGGCCACACCCAAGCAACAGCAGCAGCAGCAGCAGCGCAGCAGCAGUCGCGCCGCUCAGCGUCAGGCAGCGGCAGCAGCAGCGGCAGCAGUCGCGCCUUCUUUAAGCCUCGCUGCUGUCACGACAGCAACUGUUGCCGCUGCCAGCAGCAACAGCAGCUGCAGCAGCAGUGUGUUCGAUGACAACUUUUACAAGGAUGUGGUGCAGAAUGUGCGCCACAAUUUGCAGCAUUUUCUCGACGGACGACUGCGCAGCGGACCCGCGCCGCCGCAGCCGCUCAGUACGCCGCCCGCCGCUGCGUCUAGCCUGCAACAGAUGGCGCUGUGCAGCGCCUAUCCCACAUUGCUCACAGCCGAACAAUUUGGCGAGGGUAAUGGCCUGGGGCUGGGCAUGGAGACGCUGCCGCUGCCACUGCCGCUGGCGGCAAAGGCGGCGCGGCGGCCGCACACGAAGCAUAGCUGGAAAUGGAAAUGGGAUUAUGUGAAGAAAUUUACGAUUAUCAACGAGAACGGACGCCUGGUCAAGAAGGUGAAGCAACCGUUUAUGGGGCUGCGCGAUUUGUCGCGUCUGGACAUGUGGACGCAGCUGACCAUGCGUCAGAAGCACGACCUGGAGCAGGCGCAGCAACAACAGCAGCAGCAACAACAGCAGCAGCAACAACAGCAACAGCAGCAGCAGCAACUGUUGCAACAGCUGCAUUUGCUGCUGGAUCGUCGCCUGUUGCCGCACAUAAUGCUCGAGCAAAACGAGCAGGCGAUUAUCAAGGAGGAACUGCCCGAGCAGCAACAGUUGCUAACGCAACAGCAGCAACAUUUGCUGCUGCCAGCACAAACAGGCGCCGAGCAAAGCUUCCUAAAGCUGCUUCAGCUGCAGCCGCGCCAGCAGCAAACGUUGCAGCCACGCCAGCAGCAACAGUUGCAGCUGCAGCAGCAACAGCAGCAACAAUUGGUGCUCAGCGGCGAAUGGGCGCGCCCACGCUUGUAUUUGUGCAUCUGCUGUGGGGCCAAGUUUGAGCAGCGCAAGGCGCUCGAGGAGCACAAAACGUUUCGACAUUCGCACAUCUAUGCGACACACUAUGAGCUGGUGGGCCGUGAGCUGCUCGCCGGCAACUUGUUGCGGCAUCUGUUUAUGCCGAAGCGUGCGCUCAGCCGUUAUGCGGCCGAGCAUCAGCAACAGUUGCUGUCGUCGCAGCACAAGCAGGAGCGCACCGUUGUCGAGGAUGAGUCAAUGUUGUGCAGUUCAUCGAAUUGCUCGGCGGCCUCAUCGGCCUUUGGCCUGGCCACGUCACAGCCGACGGCCGCCAGCUGCACGAAAUGCGGCCGCAAAUGCAACGGCCUGAUGGAUCUCUAUCGGCAUAUGUUGGACUGUUCCGGUGAUUAUGUUUGGUCAUUGGCCAAAAAGCGUAAAUAUCGUUAUUAUUGCGGCUCCAAGAAGCGACGCACCGCCUGCAAUAAGCCCGCCAAGCAUUUUGCACAGCUGCUGCGCAAGAAUGGCAAAAAGGUCAAGAAGCAGGGCCAGAUCGAGUCGGUGGAGGCUCGCCCAGAGCAGGCGGGCAACAAUGAUGCGUCCGAGGAGAGCGGCUCCAAUUGCUCCAAUUCCAAUUCGAACAAGACUAAAACGCCGCCGCGUCAAAGACCCAGCGAUGCCGAAUCCAUACGCAAAAUGCUGGAGAAUUUGCCGGCGAAGCGUGUUUGCAAAAAGAUCUUCCCGAUGGACAACAAGAAGCGCUCCAAGAAACAGGGCAAGCCCAACAAGAAGCUGCAAUCGCGCGAUCGCGCCAAGAAGCUAUACAAUCAUCAUCAUCAUCAUCUGCAUCAUCAUCAUCAUCAUUUGCAUCAUCACGCACUGCGGAAUACGCGCUCGCGCCUCGUCCGCGCCAAGCCAUCAACAGCAGCAGCUGCAGCAGCAGCAGCAGCAGCAACUGUUGCUGCCGAGCAGCAGCAGCGACAGCAGCGCAAUCGUCGCAAGCAGCAGCGCAGCAAGCGCAUCAGCGACUGCAUUGCCAUGCUGACGGGCAAGCUGGAGGAGAAGCUGAAGACUGAACAACAGCCGGCGGAAAAGGAGCAACCGUUGCUGCCGGCAGCAGCAGAGCCAACAACAGCCGAACAGCAACAGCUGCAGCCGAAGACGCCCAAACGCAAGGCCAUGUCCAGGCGCAUCAUCAAGCCGCACGCGGAGGAGGCAGCAGCAGCAGCAGCAAUAGCCACGCCUGUAACGGCAACAGUUGCGCCUGCAACAGCAACAGUUGCGCCUGUAACAGCGACAAUUGCCCCUGUAAAGCCAGCAACAACAGCAGCAACAGUUGCUGCUCCGCCGCUGCCUGUGCCCGUGCCUCUUCCUCUUCCACUGCCGCUGCCCGCCAAGCCUCCACUGCCGAUGCCAUUGCCUGCCCUGCCUGUGCCACUGCCCGUGCCCGUCAAGCUGCCAGCAGCAACUCACACGACACCAAAUCACACGCCAGCAACACCCACAGCAGCAGCAGCUGCAGCAACAAUGCUGCUGCCCAAGCUGCCAUUGUAUCUGCCAGUGCCGGCCAGCUAUGUGCUGGAGCCGCUAAAUCUUAGUCAUCAACAGCUGCAACAGCAGCAACAACAACGUGCCGCGGCAAUGCCCGCGCGUCGUCAAACGAUUUGUGGCUUUGAGGCGCGCAAUUUGCUGCAGCUGGACGAGAUGCAGCCACUGGAUCUGUCCAAGAAAAGCAAACGCAAACCAUCGCCAGCUCCUCCGGCUCCAGAGCAAUUGCCCCUGGGCCUGGGCCUGCCGCUCGUGCGCGGCACAGAAGCAACUGCUGCUGCCGCCGCAGCAGCAGCUGCUGCUGCUGCGCAUUACUAUUCCAAUCUGGAGUUGCUGAAAAUACCGCAAGUGCGCCAGCCGGUGCUGCCGCUGCCCAUGCCCGCCCUGGUGCCGCAGACGCCGCUGACUGUGAAGGCGCCCGCCAAGAAACGCGCCGCGGAGCUGGCCAGCAAAAAGGAGAAGCAGCCCAAUGUGACGCGCAUGGACGAGGUAAUCAACAAUCAUAUCGACGAUGCCAUCAACUCGGUUAUAUUGGCCGUGCAGGAGGAGGACGACGAACAGCGGCAGCAGCAGCAGCAGGAGCAGCAGCAGCAACAUUUUCCGCUGGCGCCCGUGCCCGUUCCGAUACCAGCAACUGUUGCUGCCGUCACACCGGCAACAGUUGCUACUGUGCCCGCCCGUCAUCUGACGCCAAAGAAGCGCAAUAUGCGCUCCAAGACAAUCGAUUGUCGUUCCGAGUUGACGCGACGCAGCGCCACGCCAUUGCUGGAGGAGCACAGCAGCAAUCUGAACAACAACAAUAACACAUCCUCCGGUUUUCAUAGCCUCGCCCAAUCCGAGGUGGCGGAGCCAACAGCUGAGCCUGAACCUGAGCCUGCGCCCAAACCUGAACCAGUUGCCACGCCCACUGCCACGCCCAAGGAGGAUGCCAAGAAGAAGCAGCGCCGUCGACGCAAAAACGAGCUGGCGGCAAUUGUUGCCGAUCAGCUGCUGGAGAGCUUCAAGAUCGACAAUGCGCGACGCGACAAUCUCAAAAAGCUAGAGAAUCUGGCGUACGAGAAGAGCGAGGAUCUGCUGCUCACAGGCAUGCUGCUCAUGUCCAGCACCAAACGCAAUGCCACGCUCCAAUCAGCAACUAUUGCCGGCGACACGAAGCGCAGCAAAGCCGCGUCAACGGACGCAGAGGCCGGGCCAGCCGGUCGUGGAAGGCCGAAGCGUCGCCAGAGCUGCUAUUAUAGACGCGGUCGCGGCAAGGCGGCGCCGCUGGGCGCCGAGACGAACAUAAGCGCAUUGAAAUCCUCGCUAGAAAACUUCUCCAUUGGCAUCGAGAAGCAGCUGCAGGCCAAGGAGGCGGCCAAGGCCAAGGCCACACCCACGACCGGCGCAGCCAGCUGCAUAUUAAGGCCAAGCAUACUAUGCACGGCGGCCAAGGAGCAGCAGCAAAGGCAGGAGAAGCAGCAAAAGUUGGAGGAGCAGCAGCAAGAGCAGGAGAAGCAGCAGGAGCAACAAUUGCCGGCGGCGGCAGCAACAGUUUCUGCUGCACUGCCCACCUACAGUCGCGAUCCGCGGCUCAAUAAAAACAUACACAAGGAGCCGGAGCAACUGCAGCAACAGCAGCAACAACAUAACCCGCAGCCACAUCAACAACAUGCGCCGCAGCACGGCGACAAUCUGGAGGAGGAGGACAACUAUUUGACGGAAAUUGCCAAAAAUGUCAAUGAGAAAAUCAUGUCAUCGACAAACGAGGACUUUGAGUUUGCCAACGAUGAACUGGACCAGGACAAGGAUAAAUUCUAUCGGCCGCCGACAUCGAUGAGCGUGCGCAGCGCUCCAAAUCUGAAUGAUGAGCACUCGAAUUUUGGCACCGACGACGACGAGAAUACCAAUACGGAAAUCCUGGACAUGGACAUGGACGAUGAGCUGAGCGUCUAUACCAGCUACUCACAGGAUCUGGGACGCAACGGACGCCGCCGGCGACGCAGACGUCGCAGCGUCCUCUUGACCCGCCGUCCCAAGAAGCGCAGCACACGCAACGGCGGUCAGCUGGAUGAGGCGGACAAAUAUGCCUGCCAGCUGUGCGGCAAAAGCUUCUAUACGUCCACAUCACUGUCCAAGCACAACAUGACGCUGGCUCACGUGUCCAAGCUUUCCGAACUGGAGUAUCUGCAGGCCAAGAGCAAUGCGCCGCCAAGUCCGCCGCAGCCAAUGGAGCAGCAACUGGAGGCGCCGCCUCAGCAGCUGCGCGCCUCGGUGCUUAUGCCGCCGCUUCAAAUGCAGAUGCAGAUGCAAAUGCAGGCCAUGCCAGCAGCAGCUGCUGCUCCAUUGCCGCCGCCCAGUCAUCAUGUCAUCACCGAGGAGAGCCUGCGACUCCAUGACAAUCAACAGCAACAGCAACAGCAACAGCAGCAGCAGCAGCAGCAUCAUACGAGUCCCGCCCACAGCGCCGCCCGGCUUAAUCUGAAUCCCGACGAGCGUCUCUUUUACGAAUGCUGCAACAUCCUCAAGAGCGCCGAGACGCCGCGUCUGGCCAGCGGCACGACGGCAUCUGUGAUUGUCAGCGCCGGGCGCAAGAACCUGGAGACGACGCCGACGCCGCCAACUGUUGAGCCAGCUGCUGAUGAAUCACUGCCGCCGCCAGCAUCUCCAUCCCCAUCCCCAUCCCGAUCGCCAUCGCCAUCGCCAACAGUUCCAGCUCUUGCGCCAGCUCCUGCUCCUGCUCCAGCUCCGACUGUUUCCCAUCAACCUGUUAUCCAGCAGCUGUUUCGUAAUCCGCCCGCGGCCACGCCCACACCAACGCCCACGUAACAUCUGCAUCCUCAUCCGCAUCCGCAUCGCCUUUCGCCCAGCUACUCGGCCAUGUCGCAGUUUUCCGCAAUGACCGCAACAAACAUGACCACAUCGCGCUUCAAGACAAAGGCCGCCAUGAAGGGUUACGAGACGAAUGUGACGACGCAUCUACAGCUGGACAUGGAUCUGGCGAAGACGGCGCGCGCCGUUUGCAAGCUCACCGAAUUGGCGGACAUUGCUUUGGGCAGCGAGAAGCCGCCGGGCGUUGACUAUAUGUCCGCACAGAUCUUGCCCAGCAACCCGGAGCAGCAACAGCAACCGCCGGGCACAGCAGCAGCAACUGUUGCCGAGCCGAGCUCCACAUCCUCAAAGACAAUUAUGCACGCCUCGUCCAUAAUCAAGGGCCGGAUCAUUAUACCGGAGCGUCCGUUCAAGAAUAUUGGUUUGGAGGAGAAGGCGCCAAUUACCUUCCAGAAGCCCAAGACGAGCGUCAAUCUGUUAACCGAGGACAACAAUAGCGUCUCCACGGCCAGCUAUUCGGAUCGCGAUGAUUACGAUUUUGGUACGCUCAGCUGCGAGGAUGUGGAUGCAGAGGGGGAAGGGGAUGGUGAUGUGGAUGGGGAGAGUGAGCAACUGAAGCCUGCGGCUGGCAUGGUUGCGUGCUCCGCGGCCAGCUGCUCGAGCAGCUCGAGCUCCUCCACGGCGUCCAGCACACAGCAGAGCAGCAGCAGGAGCAGCAGCUCGAGUCGGGCGACUGCCAAAACGUUUGAGAACAAAUCGCUGAUCAUGGGCCGGAUCUUUAAGCAUGCGAGCAGCGCCAAGGUAGGCACAACGCCGCCCAAGCUGGCCGUGAAGAGUGCGCCCAAGGAUAAGGCACAGCUGGAUCAGCUUUUCGAUGAGCUGCGUGGCGCCGCCAAGCCGCAGCAGCAGCCGGUCAAUGAGCAGCCCCAGUUGGAGCCCUUGGCCGUGCCGCCGCCAGCUGCGAUGCCAGCACCAGCUGCGCCGGCGACGACAAAGUGCGGCAAGGCGAGCGCACGCAAGGAUCUGUCCAAGCUGCAAACGGAGCUGGGCAUGAGCGCCGAGGAGCUGGAGCAGCUCAUCGAUGAGGGUCAGCGCAAAUCGAAGCGACGCUGCGCCACAAAUCGGCCCAAAAAGCUGGUGGAGACCUGGAGCUCCGAUGAGUACGAGGAGUUUCUCUCCACCAAGGACAUCAUAGCCCUGAUCGAACAGAAGGAACAGCAGGAGCAGCGACGCAAGCGCAAGACUAGCGAAGCACAAGAGACGCCGGCGGGCAACAGGCAACGUGCGGAUCGGGAAAAGUCCACGCAGACCGUGGCAAAUGCCAAAAGUCGCAAAACACGCAAAGCCGAGCAGCUGGCGGCGGCAGCGACGCAGCCGAAACGCGCCAGGCAGCGCAGCAGCGUCGCAGAGCCGACAGCGCCGGUUAAGGCCAAGCCAAAGGCUAAGACGAAGGCGAAGGCAGCGCGUGGCAAGCCUGCCGCAGCCAAAACGCAGCAGCAGCAACAGAAGCCGGCGAAGGCGCCAGCAGCGGCGACAAACAACAACAACAACAACAGCAGCAGCAGCAACAAAAAUUUGAAAACGAAACGUAAAUCGCAAACACAUCGCCAGUCGCCGGCGCGCCGGAAGCGUCCGGCCAGCGAGAAGCAGCUGUAUUAUUGGAGCAGCUCCAGCGAUGAUGAAUUCGGUCGCAUCCAUGUGGAGGCAGCAGCGGCGGCGGCAGAGGCAGCGGCAGCGGCAGCACAAGCAGCAGCAGCAGCAGCCGACGCACAAGCCAACAACGCACAACCGCAGUCGCAGAUGGCGCCGCCGCCGAAGCACUUUGAUGAUAGCGAGCAGUAUCAGAAGCACGGCUGGAUCGUUGGUGACUCGCACAAGAAGCUGGUCAAGCUGCUGGCCAUUGCCAAGGGCAGCAAGAAGGUGGAUAAUUGCGGCGUUAAGCGGCGCACGCCCAAACGCAAAUGCUAGAAGCGAUGCACAGUUGGGAACAGCUGCCAACUGCCAACUGCAAGCAAAAAAUGUAUUUCAUAUAUAUAUUUUUUCCUUUCUUUAAACACACACAUCUAAGCGUUACAUUAUUUAGGUUAUUCUAUGUUUUUUUUUUUAUUAAAUGUAUUUAUAAUUAAUAAACAAAA